AUGUCAGCGCAUUCGGGACACGAACAGCGUGACAUCAGUCACAGCCAUUUCCGCGACCGCAACUUCAUCAACCAGGGAAACGUUCAAGGGAAUAUUUACUACGGCCUGCCCCACCCGCCGGCCCGUGCCGAAGUCGUCCGCGUCAUUCCAUAUCCUCGCAACGAGGAUCUGGUCCAUCGCGGGGAUCUCAUCGACAGGCUAGACAAGCUUUUGCCGCCAACGCUAGGAUCCCAUAGCGCCGCGCUCUGGGGCUUGGGAGGAUCAGGUAAGACGCAGAUUGCGCUCGACUAUGCGUAUCGACGAUGCGACGCGGACGAUGAAUGCGGCGUCUUCUGGGUACAUGCAGACAAUGAAGCGACUUUUUUGGCCGAUUAUAAGACGAUCGGGAAGAAGCUUGGGGUCGACGAGCGGCUUGAUGGGCCAGAUCUGCUCGAUGCGGUGCGCGAUGGGAUCGAAGCGCAGCGGAAAUGGCUAAUGGUCUUUGAUAAUGCUGAUGACCUGAAGUUGUUUGGAGUAAGACAAGAAAAAGGAGACGGGACGAAGGAGAACCAGAGCCUACGGAAAUAUGUCCCUUGCACAUCGCAAGGGACGGUACUAUGGACGAGUCGAGAUGCGCACAUCACCGGUACACUUGUCGGACCGCGCCAAGGUGUUGAGGUGCGAUCUAUGGCGAUGGACGAGGCGACGACGCUCCUGGCAAGAGUCAGAGACGAGCCGCUGACUGCGGAGGAGGCAUCGGGGGAGGUAGGAGCGAAUGCUCUUCUGGAAGAGCUACAAUGCCUGCCGCUAGCGAUCUCGCAAGCUGGGGCAUACAUGCGGCGUAUAUCGAUGACAGCCGAGCAAUACCUGGCUCUCCUAAGGCAAGGCCAAACGCGGUGGGAAGUGCUGAAGAUAAGCGAUGCGGACCGACAUCGACGGCCUGAGGUGUCGAACAGUGUGCUUGAGACGUGGAGGAUCUCGACGGAGCGGAUCCGGGUGGAGAGCGAGAUGUCGUACCGGAUACUGCACGUGAUUGCGUAUGUGGACAGUCAAGACAUACCGCAAGAACUGAUAGCAGCAGCCACUGGUCAGUACGACACUGAUGACAAGAGCCUACCGAUGCAAGUUACAGAGCUUGAGGUUCUGGAGGCGGUCACGCGAUGGAAGGAGUUUUCUUUCCUUAGCCUACGCCAGAGCGAAGAUGGCGAGCGGAGCUAUGAGAUGCAUAAGCUCGUGCAAGAAGCUGUCCGAUAUGGGCUGGGGGUAAGAGGCCCGAUGCAGACGACCGUGGGCAAGGCGCCACGGGCAGAGAGCGGGCCGAGCGAGCCAGAGAACGGUGAAGCAUACUAUUCUGGCAUAGCUCUGCAGGUAGUAGAUGGCCUUUUUCCGUCAUCAGAACCGACUUCGUGGGCGCAAUGCGAGCAGUACGUGACGCAUGCCAUACGAGUAGCAGAGUGGGCAGAGGUUAGUGGGACCGAGAUCGACACAGUGACUCUACUUGCGAGAGUAUCGUACUUUCUUUACGAGCGAGGGCGAUGGAGAGAGAAGGAGCCGGUAGACAGUCGGGCAUGGGGUCUCCGACGGAAGGUGCUUGGGGAGAAGCAUCCAGAUACGAUCAGCAGCAUGGCGUCACUCGCAACGACGUACCAUGGGCAGGGCCGAUAUGAUGAGGCGAAGAGAUUUAAGGAUGAAGCACUGGCUCUCCGACGAGAAGUGCUUGGGGAGAAGCAUCCAGACACGAUAAGGAGCAUGGCAGGCCUCGCGGCGACGUACCAUGCGCAGGGCCAAUAUGAUGAGGCUGAAGAGAUCGUGGUCAAAGUGUUGGAUCUUCGACGAGAGGUGCUUGGGGAGAAGCAUCCAGAUACGAUCAGGAGCAUGGCGGACCUCGGGGCGACGUACCAUGCACAGGACCGAUAUGACGAGGCUGAGAGAUUAGAGGAUAAAGUACUAGAACUUCGACGCGAGGUUCUGGGAGAGAAGCAUCCAGAUACGAUCAGUAGCAUGGCAGACCUCGCGACGACGUACCAUCAGCAGGGCCGGUAUGACGAGGCUGAAGAGAUCGCAAUCAAAGUGCUGGAUCUCCGACGAGAGGUGCUUGGGGAGAAGCAUCCAGAUACGAUCAGGAGCAUGGCGGGCCUCGCGACGACGUACCAUCAGCAGGGCCGGUAUGACGAGGCUGAGAGAUUUAAGGAUGAAGCACUGGCUCUCCGACGAGAGGUGCUUAGAAAUAAGCAUCCGGAUACGAUCAAAGGCAUGGCGUCACUCGCGACGACGUACUAUAUGCAGGGCCGAUAUGACAAGGCUGAGAGAUUGAUAGACGAAGCACUAGAUCUCCUACGAGAGGUGCUUGGGGAAAAGCAUCCAGAUACGAUCAGUAGUAUGACGGAACUCGCGACGACGUACCAUGCACAGGGCCGAUAUGACGAAGCUGAAGACAUUUACCAAGAAGUACUGGAACUGCAACGAGAGGUGGUUGGGGAGAAGCAUCUAGAUACGAUCAGGAGUAUGGCGGACCUCGGGGCGACGUACCAUCAGCAGGGCCGAUAUGACGAGGCUGAAGAGAUCGUGGUCAAAGUGCUGGAUCUCCGACGAGAGGUGCUUGGGGAGAAGCAUCCAGAUACGAUCGAGAGCAUGGCGGACCUCGGGGCGACAUACUAUGCGCAGGGCCGAUAUGACGAGGCUAAGCGGCUUCAUCAAACCGCCUUGGAGCUUCGUCGGCAUGUGCUUGGAGAAAGCCAUCCGGAUUGUCACGGGCCAGGGCCCAUAUCCUUGCGGCGCAGCCGCAAGACGUACUGA
Fusarium keratoplasticum is the source of this 2775-nucleotide messenger RNA. RefSeq names its product NB-ARC domain-containing protein. The record is from RefSeq and is a predicted model, not a curated record. Gene Ontology annotation, molecular function: protein binding; ADP binding. Bases 1 to 2775 code for a protein of 924 amino acids. Lineage: Eukaryota; Fungi; Ascomycota; Sordariomycetes; Hypocreales; Nectriaceae. The transcript is spliced from 2 exons.